GCCCCACCCUCUUUUCUGUUCCUCCUCCUCCCCGGGCGGGAGCUGCGAACUGCCGCUGGAGAACGGAGACUGUCCCCUCGGCCCAGUGAUGCCUGAAGGGCAAGGGAAGGACAGCAAGAGCUACACCGGCACUGGCAGCUCGGCUGCUUGCUUCGGACAGUAUCAAUACACAGCAAGUGAAUAUCAAGCUAUCCAGCAUGCUCUUCGCCAGAGGCUGGGUCCGGAGUACAUCAGCAGCCGGCAAGCUGGGGGAGGACAGAAGGUCUGCUACAUUGAGGGUCACAAGGUAAUCAGUCUGGCCAAUGAGAUGUUUGGCUUCAAUGGCUGGGCCCAUUCAGUCACUCAGCAGAAUGUUGACUUUGUUGACCUCAACAACGGCAAGUUCUACGUGGGGGUCUGUGCAUUUGUGAGAGUCCAGCUGAAGGAUGGGUCAUACCAUGAAGAUGUGGGGUAUGGAGUCAGUGAGGGCCUAAAGUCCAAGGCCUUGUCCUUGGAAAAGGCAAGAAAGGAGGCAGUAACAGAUGGGCUGAAGAGGGCACUCAAGUGCUUUGGGAAUGCUCUUGGCAACUGCAUCCUGGACAAAGACUACCUCCGAGCUGUCAGCAGGCUUCCACGCCAGAUCCCCGAGUUAGAUUUGGGCACAGCCAAAAGACAGGACUGUGAGCCUGAAAUCGAGAAAGCAAGGUACAGCAGCUGCUUGGAGAGGCAGAACACAGGAGGCAGACAGCACUCUGAGCUGGCAGCUAAUUGUAAGCCUGAUCAGACGGAAGCUGCUGCAGCCACGGCAGGUCAGAAACAGCCAAACAGUUCCAGGAGCAGCCGCGCAGAGUCCUUAGCCAUGGACUGCGAUGCCACCUACCAGCGGAAGCUGCGCCAGCAGCAGCUACAGCAGCAGUUCCGGGAACAGAUGGAGAAGCAGCAGCAGCAGCAGCUUCCAGCAGGCACUCCCAGCAGCAGGAAGGCAACACCUGUGAAGCACAGCACUCCAGCAGCAGCACAACAGGAGCAAGCAGUGGAAGAGGAGUUCUUUGCAGAUGAUCCUGAGUUCUGGGACAUUUCCUUGGAGAGCAUUGACCUUAAGCUGGUGGGUCACAAAACAGCAGACCCACCAGCUGGACCCCAGACACCUGCAACACACCCUGGAGGGCAUCAGAUGACUACUCGUAACAGGACACCUCACAGAGCCAACUACCACACAGCCCCUGCUAGGCUGGCACAGCUGCAGGCCUCUGCUGUGAUCAGGAGCAACAACAGCUGUGCCAACCAGCACAGCCCAGACUGCAGCCCCCACAGGAGAAGUCAGAGCUUGAAGAAGAGGAGGCUGGAACCUACAUAAGACACCUGAUGGUAUCACUACCUCCACCCUGGAUUACAUCUUAACACUGCAGUUAGACUCCCUCACAGAAUGUGAGCAGCCAAGGCACCAAUGGAUUUUUCUGUGUAUUAUGGUGAAGCAACCCCAAAGAGUUCAGUGCAGGCAGCAGGGACUCGAUGGACUUGUAGGUUACUACAUGUCCCAGAUGCCUUUGUCUAUGAACAAGCCAUGGGUUGUGCUUCUGCAGCAGCAGCAUUGGGGCU
Messenger RNA from Dryobates pubescens (Downy woodpecker), 1578 nucleotides. RefSeq names its product RAD52 homolog, DNA repair protein (gene RAD52). The coding region runs from base 89 to 1336 and encodes 415 amino acids. The record is from RefSeq and is a predicted model, not a curated record. Gene Ontology annotation, cellular component: nucleus. NCBI's taxonomy places the organism in Eukaryota, Metazoa, Chordata, Aves, Piciformes, Picidae. Gene Ontology annotation, biological process: double-strand break repair via single-strand annealing; mitotic recombination; DNA recombinase assembly. The transcript has 12 exons.